UCUCGGGUUAGUUCUUCGCCCGUACACUCAUACACUGGCCAUAUUGCAACUCGACAUGGGAAACUCAAAGUUUGUAGCCCACUACUGGCGGCACAAAUGCCUCGCAGAGUCGCCAGAAGACGGAGAUAACGUUGACUCCAGCCAUCCCAACCUCAAGUACGACAGGUUCAGCUUCAUCAAACGGGCUCUCAAACAGGGAUCGAUAAUGGGAAGAAAAUGCGAAGUGGAAGGCUGCAAGUACGAGGUCAACGAGGCGACCGUUCUUGUCAACAAAGAAAUGGACGAGAUCCAAACGCUGGGCGGCAAGAACCUAUACCCCGAGCGAACAAGGGCCUACAAGAUGAAAUGCUGCAAGAGAGGGUGCCGGAACAAACACACUACCGGUCAUAGCACUGACAUCUCGACCUUCAGAGAACCCGGCGGCCACGGCUGCAGCCACGCACUCGACUAUCAAGACGCCAUACACAACUUCAAGAUAACACGCCGGCUCAACGGAUGUACUUGCGUCAUGAUCAACAAGUACGAAGAGGAGGUCGAGACCUGGGAGCCUGACGGUCAACCAAGGAAGCCAAUCCCCGGUGGCCCUUUGGACUUGGACAACAAAUACCACGAAAUGAUGGAAAAGAAGGCCGUCGAGUUUGCAGCCAACAGCUGAUCAUCGGACGAAAAUACGGAGCCGGAGAAUUGUGUGAUAUGAUAAUUCGAGUCCAACGAAACAAGCC
Chaetomium fimeti is the source of this 722-nucleotide messenger RNA. RefSeq lists its product as uncharacterized. The transcript has a single exon. NCBI's taxonomy places the organism in Eukaryota, Fungi, Ascomycota, Sordariomycetes, Sordariales, Chaetomiaceae. The coding region runs from base 56 to 655 and encodes 199 amino acids. The record is from RefSeq and is a predicted model, not a curated record.